Molecule: messenger RNA, 2640 nt
Organism: Sphaeroforma arctica JP610
Lineage: Eukaryota; Ichthyosporea; Ichthyophonida
Exons: 4
Coding region: 1-2640 (879 amino acids)
Source: RefSeq, a predicted model, not a curated record
AUGACCCACGUCAGAACGAGCCCACUUCAGUUGCAGAUCAAAGAACAGGUGAGUACUCCUGUUCUCGACCACCCAGCCGUAGCUCACAAUGAAGGAUUGACAAAACAACUAGACCACCAGAAUACCAUCCCUGCAGUGAGACAGAAACGGGGCCCUGGCAGGCCGCCGAGACAUAAGGAGAGCACCACUAGCCCCCCAAAAACGGUACGGUCAAAGAGGGGACGUCCUAAAGGCAAACAGAAUAAGGGGAUGGUCAGCAGACAGAUCCUAAAAGACCAGAAUAGUCUGAAGGCGAUGAAGAAUACGCUGUUGUUUGCGUCUCUGAAAAACAAGAUCUUACCAAGCUCAGAAACACAACAAAAUCACUUUGCAUUUGCCGAUCGACAUCAUUCGAAUCAAUUCACACCAAUGCCGUACCCAGAUGUUCCUUCGUUGCCAGACGGUGUCUUAGCAGAUGUGAGGCAGGUUCACCUACACCCAGAUAUAUUCAAAGAUAUACUGAGGCUGCAGGAGUACAUAGAUCCUAUAGUCUCUCAGCGACCAUACCAAGUAGAUGCAGCUCGGUACGUGAAACAGCAGACUCUGAUGCGUGAUCAAAAGCGACAAGCAGACCUUGCAAAGCAAAAUGCAAAGCAAAAUGCAAAGCAACAGCAGCGCAUAGAACUACUCCACAACAGCAAACGACUAGGUCACAUACCCCAGUCACGCCAGCCAACCAAACAGCGUGCGAUACAUACACCUGGAGUUCGUCCUGAUUUUCAGCGAGGCCGUAUUUCAUCAGCUGGUACGGAUGUUCCCGGCGCGCGAUGUGUGAUUCCAGAUACUGACACUCGUAAGAAAAGGAAAGGGGUAGGGCUACGGACAAAAGCGCAGUGCACUUCACAGGACCGGGAUACAUCGCUUGCGAGGAUACUACCUGCUUCGCAGAUUUAUAGCGCGCCAACGGCCGCCAUAUCAUAUCCGAUUGGUUCGCCAGCGUCGGAUGUGGGUCAGUCACAUAGCCGAUUACUGUCACCGGCAGAAAUGUAUGGUAUGCAUACUGUCAAAUUAAAGGCUCGCAUCCCCAUAUCACAAACACACGGCAGUCAGUCAUAUCCCACCCCAAGCCAAGGAUUGGAGGAGUGCCAGAGUUGGAUAGGUAGUGUGAGUGGAUAUGAUGAUAGCGGCGUGAACCUUGGUUCAUAUCCGGACUAUAUGGAGAUGGAGGAAAAUUGCACGCAACUGAACCCGCUAAGCCACGCAGCCACAGGGCGACAUACGGAUUCACUAGGUGCAGGCUUGGGAGAUCAAGUUCCACUAACGCCAAAAAGGCGAUUCGUGGAUAUUCGAGAAGGACUCUCAUCGACGGAAGAGAACAGAAUAGGACAACCUCGUGUCCAUAUUGAAUUAUUCGCCCCUGGUCGAUCAGAGGUGAAUACAAUCGACAGUCAAAUUACACGUCAAACGUGGAGUAAUCGACGAUCACACCGUGUCCUGUACCAAAAUACAAGCCACAUGAUGGGCCCUCAACACACCGCGAUGAGUACUGCACCCUCUAUCAAAGCCCAUACAAAUCAAUCCGCCCUUCAAUUGUCCCAUUCUGUACCUUUGAGCGGCAGUCGGUUUGCUUUUGGAGAUGAGUGUUCCGAAGCCUCCGACUCUGACUACUCAAGUGAAGAUUCAAGUGACACAGAUCAAGCGGAAUCUGCCGGUGCACCUUCGUAUCCCAAAUCACACGCACACACGCUCAUCGCGCCGCUAUUGCAGCAUCAGCAGUCCGUAGGUGAGUCUCAGGAAAGAGACGAUUUCGAAGAAGCCUGGAGACUACCACAUUAUCACCGGAAAAGGAGGAAGGUCGGUCACUCUGGUAGAGUUGCCGGAGAUCGAGUAGGUGAAACACUGAAAUAUUCACACGCAUCCAACUUGCAGGGAACAAGUGAUUUGUCUCUGUUUCAUCAGAGGGCCUCGGUGGGUGGCCUAGGCAACCCGGGGGCACUUCCACGGAUUCGGAGUCACUCGCACAUACCUACAACAACAGCAAAGGGACACACACCACUAAAGUUGUCGUCAGUUGCGCCUCUGCCUCCAUUGCCACCGUUACCGUUACGCUCUUCCUCACUACCACCCGACACAUUGAGCGCACAGUUUCAUAGUGGGUCUCGGCUGCAACUAUCACCACAAGAUAAUCACCAACGUUUAGUAUCGAAUUCGUGCGUUGGCGGGUCUAGCACGCACGCGGGAUCGAGCACGGAAAACGCAGCACAGAAUAGUACUUCAGAACUGGGCUUAUCAGAGCUGAACCCUUUGACGGUUCAUGCCGCGCCUAUUUCCACGCACACACUAAACGACACUCCAUUUGGGCACAACUAUCAGUCACUGGUGGUCCUUUCCGGUGAUGCAUUCCCAUCGUUGCAGCCAGCUACACACACAGAGUUGCAUCACCUGAGCCCACUUCCCGACUUCUACGGACUCGCACCUCAUGAGCAGUCAACGCUGGAGAGCAUGUCGACCGUAGCAUCUUUAGAACACCCAGUGUCAAAUACACUGGCCUCCAUUGGGGACAUGCAAGAUGGUAUCACGGCUGCUACCACGCUGACGUCGAUGCACUACAAGCCUAUCGCGUCGCAAAGCGGUGAAACAAUAUCCUCAGAAUCAAGCUAG